This is a messenger RNA of Tupaia belangeri chinensis (Chinese tree shrew), 3294 nucleotides long. It is a transcript of the gene IGF2BP2, whose product is annotated as insulin like growth factor 2 mRNA binding protein 2. Gene Ontology annotation, molecular function: RNA binding. The record is from RefSeq and is a predicted model, not a curated record. Lineage: Eukaryota; Metazoa; Chordata; Mammalia; Scandentia; Tupaiidae.
GUAAAGUGGAAUUGCAUGGGAAAAUCAUGGAAGUUGAUUACUCAGUCUCUAAAAAGCUAAGGAGCAGGAAGAUUCAGAUCCGAAACAUCCCUCCUCACCUGCAGUGGGAGGUCUUGGAUGGACUUUUGGCUCAGUAUGGGACGGUGGAGAAUGUGGAACAAGUCAACACAGACACAGAGACUGCCGUUGUCAACGUCACAUACGCAACAAGAGAAGAAGCAAAAGUAGCCAUGGAGAAGCUAAGCGGGCAUCAGUUUGAGAACUACUCCUUCAAGAUUUCCUACAUCCCGGAUGAAGAGGUGAGCUCCCCUUCGCCCCCUCAGCGAGCCCAGCGUGGGGACCACUCUUCCCGGGAGCAAGGCCACGCCCCUGGGGGCUCUUCUCAGGCCAGACAGAUUGAUUUCCCGCUGCGGAUCCUGGUCCCCACCCAGUUUGUUGGUGCCAUCAUCGGAAAGGAGGGCUUGACCAUAAAGAACAUCACUAAGCAGACCCAGUCCCGACAGGAAGGAAAACUCUGGGGCCGCAGAGAAGCCUGUCACCAUCCAUGCCACCCCAGAGGGGACCUCUGAAGCAUGCCGCAUGAUUCUUGAAAUCAUGCAGAAAGAAGCUGAUGAGACCAAACUAGCUGAAGAGAUUCCUCUGAAAAUCUUGGCCCACAAUGGAUUGGUUGGAAGGCUGAUUGGAAAAGAAGGCCGAAAUUUGAAGAAGAUCGAACAUGAGACAGGGACCAAGAUAACCAUCUCAUCUUUGCAGGACCUGAGCAUCUACAACCCUGAAAGAACCAUCACUGUGAAGGGCUCGGUCGAGGCCUGUGCCAGUGCCGAGGCAGAGAUCAUGAAGAAGCUGCGCGAGGCCUUCGAAAACGACAUGCUGGCCGUGAACCAACAAGCCAAUCUGAUCCCGGGGUUGAACCUCAGCGCACUUGGCAUCUUUUCAACAGGACUGUCUGUGCUGCCUCCACCAGCAGGGCCCCGCGGAGCUCCCCCUGCUGCCCCCUACCACCCCUUCACUACCCACUCCGGAUACUUCUCCAGCCUAUACCCGCACCACCACUUUGGCCCGUUCCCGCACCAUCACUCCUACCCGGAGCAGGAGGUCGUGAACCUGUUCAUCCCAACGCAGGCGGUAGGCGCCAUUAUCGGGAAGAAGGGGGCGCACAUCAGGCAGCUGGCCAGGUUUGCGGGGGCCUCCAUCAAGAUUGCUCCUGCGGAAGGACCAGACGUCAGUGAGAGGAUGGUCAUCAUCACCGGACCCCCUGAGGCCCAGUUCAAGGCCCAGGGACGGAUCUUUGGGAAACUGAAAGAGGAAAACUUCUUUAACCCCAAAGAAGAAGUGAAGCUGGAAGCCCACAUCAGAGUGCCUUCCUCUACUGCCGGCCGGGUGAUCGGCAAAGGGGGAAAAACAGUGAAUGAGCUGCAGAACUUAACCAGUGCGGAAGUCAUCGUGCCUCGUGACCAAACGCCAGAUGAAAACGAGGAAGUGAUUGUCAGAAUUAUCGGGCAUUUCUUUGCUAGCCAGACUGCGCAGCGCAAGAUCAGGGAGAUCGUGCAGCAGGUGAAGCAGCAGGAGCAGCGGUACCCUCAGGGAGCGGCCUCGCAGCGCAGCAAGUGAGGGCCCGCAGGCCGCCGUGCACGAUGAAUGUAGCCCUUCCAACACCGACGGACGGGACCAAACAGCCGCCAGACCCGGAGCAAACCAAAGACCAUCCUGAGGAGCGAGGCGUCUGCGGAGGCCCCAGGAACCCUCGGGGCUCAGGGCGGUGGGAACGUCAGCCCGGUCUCCCCAGAACCGCAGGCUGCCCACCCACCGCCGCCUCCCGAGUCCCAGGGCAUCUGCAGGCUUCCUAGCCACCCACUCCACCAUCCAUCGACCUCUCCUGACUCCCACGACGCUAUCCCUUUUAGUUGAACUAACAUAGGUGAAUGUGUUCAAAGCAAAAUUCACUGUUUUCUUUGUGGCAAGUCUGUACAUGUGUGUACAUAGUAGACGGGGAAGACGUGUGGCCCGUGCAUGACACAGGUGCCUGCGGCGUUAAUAUAUUUUAGAAAGACUAUACCCAGUAACCCAACUAACUCCAAUUGUUACGCAACUAUUAAUUUUUUUUUUUUUUAAGAGAAAGCAGGCUGUUCUAGACUUUAAGUCUUUCUUUGGGAGGUCUCAUGGUGUAGAAAGGAGGUUCGCGGCCCCCACACAGAGUCUACCCUUGGGGAGAUCGCGUUAGAAGGACACUCAGCAGUUCUGGGUCACCUGUGUAUGUCAACAGAAGGGAUACCGUCUCCUGGAGAGGAGACCGCCUCUCUCCAUCCCUGUCCAGCUCACACGCCCACUCUCUGCUUCACAGGUUUUAAACUGGUUUUUUGCAUACUGCUAUAUAAUUCUGUCUCUCUCUGUUUCUCUCUUCCCCAUCCCUGUCCCCCUUCUUCUUCUCCAUCCCCGUUCUUCUGAAUACCUGGUCCCUGUCUCCACCCCUGUAUCCACGCACCCCCCACCCCCCAGGCAAAGCAGUGCUCUGAGCAUCACAUCACACAGAAGGAACAAAAGCGAAACACAUGAACCAGCCUCAACUUAAACUUGUUACUCAAAAGAACAAGAGUCAAUGGUACUUGUCCUAGCGUUUGGGAGAGGAAAACAGGAACCCACCAAACCAGCCCACCCAACAAAAAUUCCACAAAGGAAGAAUGUAUUUUGUCUUUUUACAUUUUGGUAUAUAAGCCAUCAAUAGUCAAUGGAAUGAUUUCUUUCUUUUUAAAAAAAAAAAAGGAGGAAAAUAGCAAUUUAUACAAGGUUGUUGGCCCAGGGCGUUAAAUUUACAGAUUUUUUUAACGAGAAAACACACAAAAAAAAAGCUACCUCAGGUGUUUUUUACCUCAGCACCUUGCUCUUGUGUUUCCCUUAGAGAUUUUGUAAAACUGAUAGUUGGAGCAUUUUUUUAUUUUUUUAAUAAAAAUGAGUUGGAAAAAAAAUACGGUAUCAACUGCCAGCCUGGAGAAGGCGACAGCCCGGGUGCAGCAGCUGUCCUGAGCUGCCUUCUGCCAGCCAGGAACCUCGACGGCCUUCUGGACAGACCUUGAGAAUGUUUAUUAAAAAAAGAUGACAAAGAAAAACAGAGAGAGAAUACGGGAGAUGUGUGAAUUCCGAUAGGGUACGCGCCAUUAGGGCUUUUUGCGCUAAAGGACGAACAUGUACUGGUCUCUGUGAACAAGCCAUUACUGCCAGACUGCAAUGCCAGUUCCCUCUACUGCAAACAGUGUUCUGUGACAAAAAAAAGGAAAAAAAUAUAUCCAGCUAACAAGA